Plasmodium gonderi is the source of this 414-nucleotide messenger RNA. RefSeq lists its product as hypothetical. The record is from RefSeq and is a predicted model, not a curated record. The transcript has a single exon. NCBI's taxonomy places the organism in Eukaryota, Apicomplexa, Aconoidasida, Haemosporida, Plasmodiidae. Bases 1 to 414 code for a protein of 137 amino acids.
AUGUCACUACUCAAGAUAAUAUACGUAAUAGUAAUGCCUUUGGGAAUAACACUACUUUUGUCUUGUCUACUGAAAAUAAAAUUCCUUGUAAAAUUCAGCUACUCAUUUUGCCGAAAGCAAAUUGGAGAUACACCCAUCAGAAUUGUCUCCCUUAUAUUAAUUUUAAAUUUUAUUUUAUUCAUUACGGAAUCGUACAAGUUGAAAUAUUCUGUAAACAAAAUGCAUAAUCCCAAGGAUCCCAUUCUUGGAUUAUCAGACGAGUACUAUAAAAUGUACAAAUGGAGACAUGAAAGGAAUUGGUGGAUAGGGAUUUCAAAUUUGUGUAUAUGGUUAAUGUUAUGGAGAUCUACAGGGAUAAUUAAUCACUAUGUGAAGUACUUAGAGCACAGAAAAACGCAAAUAGAACUUUUGUGA